This is a messenger RNA of Guillardia theta CCMP2712, 660 nucleotides long. RefSeq lists its product as hypothetical. The record is from RefSeq and is a predicted model, not a curated record. NCBI's taxonomy places the organism in Eukaryota, Cryptophyceae, Pyrenomonadales, Geminigeraceae. The transcript has a single exon. The coding region runs from base 1 to 660 and encodes 219 amino acids. Gene Ontology annotation, molecular function: calcium-activated cation channel activity. Gene Ontology annotation, cellular component: plasma membrane.
AUGCUUCUCACCAUCAUCAGCGCUGGAGGGCCGUCGGCGAUCAACGCAGUGCUGACGACAGUCCUCAAGGUGCUGGUGGAGUUCGAGAGGAAGCACAGCAGCAAUGAGAGGGACGCUUCUCUUGCCAGGAGCGUCUUCUUUGCCCAGUUCGUCAACACAGCGCUGAUCUCCCUGAUCGUCAACGCCGACAUCACCUACUACGUCUCAGCUCUCUCCAUGCUGGGCAAGGAUGGGCUGGGGCUCCUCACUGGAGACUUUAGAGACUUGACUUCGCGGUGGUACAUGGUGGUUGGCAUCGCCUUCAUCCCCACAGUCCUCACUACUUCUCUGUCCCCCAACAUCGGGCAGUUUGCCAAGUGGCCCGUCACUCUGGUCCAGCAGCGCAUCGCAAAAACAAACGCGCUCACGCAGAAGGAGAUCGACGAGAUCUUUGCAGGCCCAUCCUUGCAGCUCUCGGAGAGGUAUGGGGCGAUGCUCAACAUUACCUUCGUCAUCUUCAUGUACGCUAGUGGUAUGCCCAUCUUGUACUUCUUCGGCAUCCUCUACUUCUCUACCGCCUACUGGAGCGACAAGAUCACCCUUUUAGAGGUCUUCCAGCGUCCGGGCUCGAUCGACUCGACCCUCGUCCAGCUCGCAUCCAACUUCUUUCAGGUACUUUGA